AUGUCACCGGCCGGUCAGACCCUGCAUCCGUUCCCGUGCGGAGCAAACGCUCCCCCCAGGAGGCGGAAGAGGGACUGGGUGAUCCCCCCCAUCAAGGUUCCCGAAAAUGAGCGGGGCCCCUUCCCCAAAAAGCUGGUUCAGAUCAAAUCCAACCGAGACAGAGACACCAAGAUCUUCUACAGCAUCACAGGGCAGGGGGCAGAUGCCCCCCCUGAGGGCAUCUUCACCAUCGAGAAGGAGUCGGGCUGGAUGAAGGUGACACAGCCGCUGGACCGAGAGCGCAUCGACAAGUACCAUCUCCUCUCCCACGCGGUGUCGGAGAACGGCAAACCGGUGGAGGAGCCGAUGGAGAUCAUUGUCACUGUGACAGACCAGAAUGACAACAAGCCCCAGUUCACACAGGACGUCUUCAGGGGCUCCGUGCCCGAGGGUGCUUUGCCAGGCACCUCCGUGAUGCAGGUGACCGCCACGGAUGUGGAUGAUGCAGUGGAGACCUACAACGGCGUCAUCGCCUACUCCAUCCUUAGCCAGGAGCCACGGGAGCCCCAUCCCCACAUGUUCACUGUCAACAGGGCCACCGGCGCCCUCAGCGUCAUCGCCAGCGGCCUGGACCGGGAGCGCGUGCGGGAGUACACGCUGACAGUGCAGGCAGCUGAUCUGGAUGGCGAGGGCUGGACCACGCCGGCACUGGCCGUGAUCGAGAUCGCGGAUAUCAAUGACAACGCCCCCGAGUUUGACCCCAAAAUGUACGAGGCGUCUGUGCCGGAGAAUGAAGCUGGACGGGAGGUGGCCCGGCUGGUUGCCACCGACCUGGACGAGCCAAGCACGCCGGCAUGGCGAGCUGUCUACUCCAUCUUGCGUGGCAAUGAGGGAGGUGCCUUCACCAUCACCACAGACCCUGCCAGCAAUGAGGGUGUCCUCCGUACUGCCAAGGGUCUGGACUACGAGGCCAAGAAGCAGUUCAUGCUCCACGUGGCUGUGACCAACGAGGCCCCCUUCACCGUGAAGCUGCCAACAGCCACUGCCGUGGUGAUCGUCAUUGUGGAGGAUGUCAAUGAGGCACCUGUUUUUGACCCGCCAGUGCAGCUUGCCCAGGUGUCUGAGGAUGUGCCACCGGGGCAGACCCUCACCUCCUACACAGCCCAGGACCCCGACAAGGCACAGGGGCAGAGGAUCAAGUAUCUGGUGGGGCACGACCCGGCAGGCUGGCUGGUUGUGCACCCUGAGAACGGCCUGGUGAGUGCACGGGAUCACCUGGACCGUGAGUCCCCAUUCGUCAAGAACAGCACCUACAGCGCCAUGCUGCUGGCCAUGGAUGAUGGCUCGCCACCCGCCACAGGCACUGGCACCCUGCUCCUCACCCUGCUCGACGUCAACGACCACGGCCCUGAGGCCGAACCCCGGGACAUCACUGUCUGCAACCACAACCCCCAGCCCCAGGUCCUCACCAUCACCGACCGGGACCUGCCCCCCAACACCGGCCCCUUCCGUGCCGAGCUCAGCCAGGGCUCAGGGGACAGCUGGGCUGUGGAGGUUGGCGACCAAGAUGACACCGUCACCCUGCGGCUGGUGGCACCGCUGGAGCCGGACCUGUACAGUGUCUACCUGCGGCUCUUUGACCAGCCAGGCAAAGCCCAGCUCACUGCCAUCACUGCGCGGGUCUGCGCCUGCGAGGGGCCCGGGCAGAGCCUGAGCUUUGUGGAGUGCGGCGAGCAGCGCCGUGCCGUGUACCUGUCGGACGACACGCGCUUCAAGGUGAGCAGGGACGGUGUCGUCUCUGCCACCCGACCCCUGCAGCUCCAGCACAGGGAGAUCAGCUUCACUGUCCACACCUGGGACACCACCGGCAAGAAGCACUUGGCCAGGGUGACACUGCAUAGGCGGAAACACCACCGUCACCACCACCACCAUCAACAACAGGAUGUGACACCUGAGCUGCUGAUCUUCCCCAAGCCCAGCCAUGGCCUCCAGCGGCAGAAGAGGGACUGGGUCAUCCCCCCCAUCAACUGUCCUGAGAACGAGCGGGGGCCCUUCCCCAAGAAGCUGGUGCAGAUCAAAUCCAACAAGGACAAGGAGACCAAGGUUUUCUACAGCAUCACAGGGCAGGGGGCAGACACCCCCCCUGUGGGCAUCUUCACCAUCGAGCGGGAGACAGGGUGGCUGGAGGAGACGAAGCCGCUGGACCGAGAGGAGAAAGAUAAAUAUGUUCUCUUCUCCCACGCCGUGUCAGCCAACGGGCAGCCCGUGGAGGACCCCAUGGAGAUCAUCAUCACUGUGACGGACCAGAAUGACAACCGGCCCGUGUUCACCAAGCAAGUCUUCAUUGGCUACAUCGAGGAGAACGCCAAGCCAGGCACGUCCGUGAUGACGGUGAACGCCACGGACGCAGAUGACGCGAUCAACGUGAACAACGGCAUCAUUGGCUACUCCAUCCUGAGCGAGGAGCCCAAGAGUGCCCAGCAGAUGUUCACCAUCGACCCUGAGAAGGGCAUCAUCAGUGUCAUUGGCACCGGGCUGGACCGGGAGACCACUCCCAACUACACGCUGAUCAUCCAGGCCGCGGACCAGGAGGGCACUGGCCUGACCAACACCGCCACCAUGAAGUAA
Molecule: messenger RNA, 2607 nt
Organism: Chaetura pelagica (chimney swift)
Lineage: Eukaryota; Metazoa; Chordata; Aves; Apodiformes; Apodidae
Gene: CDH3
Product: cadherin 3, type 1, P-cadherin (placental)
Exons: 18
Coding region: 1-2607 (868 amino acids)
Biological process (GO): multicellular organism development; adherens junction organization; cell-cell junction assembly
Cellular component (GO): catenin complex; plasma membrane; cytoplasm
Molecular function (GO): cadherin binding; calcium ion binding
Source: RefSeq, a predicted model, not a curated record